Molecule: messenger RNA, 564 nt
Organism: Closterium sp. Naga37s-1
Lineage: Eukaryota; Viridiplantae; Streptophyta; Zygnematophyceae; Desmidiales; Closteriaceae
Source: the annotation of a GenBank genome assembly
AUGUAUGUGUACUCAUGCUGCCUUCUGUCCCCCCAUGUCAGGGAAGCUCUAGCCGCCAAAGAUGCAGCGGAGGCCGUCCCCGAGCUCUUCAUGGUGGACGAUGUCAUUCGAGGCUUCGCCGAUCUCAUCGGCCGUUCAAACGUCAAGUACGAUAAGUUCCAGAACAUCCAACAGAUCGACGUGACGCUAGUGGCGCACAUCGUACAGCAGACAAGGUUGCGUCUGAAGAACCGCUACUUCAACCGUUCCCCCGACCAUCAAUUCGGCGGCGGAGAAAAGAUGACGCUGAACGACUUCAUUACGCAUCAUCAGAAGAUGGACAAGCGGGAGGUCAAAGCGGAGGGCGUGGACAGUGACGGGGAACCAGUGUCCUUUGAAUACACACUUCACGAGAGGAAAAUCAAAGGGCACAAGUCGGGCGGUGACGUUACGGCCUGCUUCGAACUUUCGUUGAAGUUCGUGCGAGCGGUGGACAGUGAGCUUGAGUGGCGCAUGAGGGACCUGGAGCAUCUGGAGGGGACGAAGCUCUUCCGCUCUGCCUCAUACGUAGCAGACGAUGAGUGA